CCUCUUAUAUAUAUACACUCUCCCACUUGUUUUCCGAUAAAACCACACACAAGGAGGAAGGUUGGAAUAGCUUCCAUUCCAUUCCAUUUCUCAUAUUCAUAUUCUUAUAUUUCUAAUUAUUAUUAUUAUUUCGUUGCUCUCUUUCAACCAUGUAUGAGAAACAGCCCCAGUUGAACGGAGCCUACUACGGCCCUUCCAUUCCGCCGGCAAAAUCUUACCACCGUCCAGCGCGCCGCGGCGGAUGCGACUGCUGCUGCGGCUGUCUCUUCAGCCUCAUCUUCAAACUCAUCCUCACCGUCGUCAUCAUCGUGGGCAUCGCGGUUUUCCUCUUCUGGCUCAUCGUUCGACCCAACGUGGUGAAAGUCCACGUCACCGAUGCUUCUCUCACCCAAUUCAACUACACAGGCAACACCCUCCACUACGACCUCGCUCUCAACAUCACUGUUCGCAACCCCAACAAGAGGCUGGGUAUCUACUACGACUACAUCGAAGCGAGGGCACUGUUCCAGGACGCUAGGUUGAAUUCUGAUUUCCUUGACCCCUUCUAUCAGGGCCACAAGACCACGAACAUGUUGAACCCAGUGUUCAAGGGUCAACAGAUAGUGACGCUUAACGCUGACCAAACUGCGGAACUGAAUAAGGAAAAAAACUCUGGGGUUUUCGAGAUUGACGUGAAGCUGUAUCUGAGGGUUAGAUUCAAGUUGGGAGUGUUCAAGACCAAGACCCUGAAGCCCAAGGUUAGCUGUGACUUGCACGUUCCUUUUACUUCAGCUACAGGAACCACGCCGGCGGCCGGUGGCUUUCAGAUCACCAAGUGUGACUGGGAUCGCUGAUGGAUUUGGUUCUAUUAGAUUCGACCCUGUUUUUAUUUUUCUUAUCUUUGUGGGUUUUCAUAUAUAUGAUAUUUGUUUAUUGGUUAGAAUUUUGGAUAUAGCCAUUCUCAUACUCCUUGAGGGUUAUUCAGGGAUUUCAUUAUUAUAUCGUAUGUGCAUUUCUUUGCAUUAGUAUGUAUAUCUAUGUGAUAUAUUUUCCAUCCAUUCGGUGGAGGGGAUUUUUGGUUUAUUGUUUAUGACACAGAUGUUAUUUGUUAAUAAAUAAAUUUAUUUUUCCCAUCUUUUCUAACUUUGAUUUUCCGAAGUUGCAUGCUAUUGCCAUGUAUAUAUAUAAAAUAAACUUACU
This is a messenger RNA of Abrus precatorius (Indian licorice), 1179 nucleotides long. Its product is annotated as NDR1/HIN1-like protein 10. The coding region runs from base 150 to 833 and encodes 227 amino acids. Lineage: Eukaryota; Viridiplantae; Streptophyta; Magnoliopsida; Fabales; Fabaceae. The record is from RefSeq and is a predicted model, not a curated record. The transcript has a single exon. Gene Ontology annotation, biological process: defense response to other organism.